Molecule: messenger RNA, 1711 nt
Organism: Gossypium arboreum
Lineage: Eukaryota; Viridiplantae; Streptophyta; Magnoliopsida; Malvales; Malvaceae
Product: cytochrome P450 CYP749A22-like
Exons: 5
Coding region: 33-1589 (518 amino acids)
Molecular function (GO): heme binding; monooxygenase activity; iron ion binding
Source: RefSeq, a predicted model, not a curated record
UAAAUACAAAUGAAAUAUCUGGAUUCGGUGGUAUGAGAAGAAAGAGUGGCUUGAUGGAGCUUGUAAUUCUUGUCCCAUGUUGUUUCUUCCUCGUGGCUUUAACAAAGUUCCUUUAUGAUUACCUGUGGGUACCUCUUCGUAUACAGCAUAUGAUGAAUUCACAGGGAAUCAAAGGACCUCCUUACAGAUUCAUCCAUGGCAACAAUAAAGAAGUUACCAAAAUGAGAAAGGAAGCAUUAAAUAAAGCUGUGGGUUUGACAGAUGAUUUAUUUCCCAGAUUACAACCACAUAUUUAUUCCUGGAUCAAUACAUAUGGGAAGAAUUUUGUUUAUUGGAAUGGCGUUCAAGCUGAAGUGGUGAUUUCAGAACCUGAAUUGAUCAAAGAGAUUAUGACAAAUAGUGAGAAAAUUUUUCAGAAAAGGAAGCUUACAGAUGUUGGUGCGAAGCUCCUGGGAAAUGGGCUUGUGUUCAUUGAGGGAGAAAAAUGGGCAAAGCAUCGCAAGCUGGCCAAUCAUGCUUUUCAUGGGGAAAGUCUAAAGAACAUGACUCCAGCAAUGAUUGUUAGUGUUGAAACAAUGCUAGAAAGGUGGAAAGGCCAAGAAGGCAAAGAGAUUGAAGUGUAUAAUGAAUUUAGAUUAUUGACUUCGGAAGUAAUUUCCAGAACAGCUUUUGGUAGCAAUUACUUGGAAGGGGAGAGGAUUUUUGCCAUGUUGAACAAGUUGACAAUACUCGUGAGUCAAAAUAUUUCCAAGACUAAGAUUCCUUUCAUCAACAAGUUAUGGAAAUCUGCUGAAAUGCUAGAGUCUGAAAAACUUGAAAAAGGAAUACAAGAUUGUGUGAUGGAGAUGAUUAAGAAAAGAGAAGACAAAGUUGUGAGUGGAGAAGCCGAUAGCUUUGGCAAUGAUUUUCUGGGAUUACUAGUAAAUGCUUAUCAUGAUUUGGACGAUAAAAACAGGGCUGCAUUGAAAGACUUGGUAGGUGAAUGCAAAACAAUAUACUUUGCUGGACAAGAAACUGUCAAUUCAUUGCUUGCAUGGAUAGUUUUGCAUUUGGCAAUCCAUGGAGAUUGGCAAGAGAAAGCAAGGAGAGAGGUGAUUGACAUAUUUGGUAACCAAAACCCGCAUCUCGAAGGCAUUGCCAAACUCAAAAUAAUGACCAUGAUCAUCAAUGAAACUCUAAGGUUGUAUGGUCCGUCAAAUGGCCUGCCAAGAACAGUCGCAAGAGAAGUACAGUUGGGAAAGUUAGUCUUGCCUGCUAAUAUAGAUAUUCUGUCUUUAAAUAUUGGACUUCACCGUGAUCCUCACUUGUGGGGGGAUGAUGUGCAUCAUUUUAAACCAGAGAGAUUCGCCGAAGGGAUUGCCAAAGCUACCAAUUACACCGCAGCUGCAUUUUUCCCCUUUGGAUUGGGACCUCGAUCUUGUGUUGGUAUGACCCUUGCAACCAUAGAAACCAAGAUUGCUCUGUCCAUGAUUCUACAACGUUACACCAUCACCAUUUCCCCAACCUAUGUCCACUCUCCAAUGCCUAUUCUCACCAUUCGACCACGACAUGGAAUUCAAAUAAUACUUGAGCCGCUGCAUAGCUGUUAAGAACUAGGGGCUUAAUAUUGUUGGUUCAUGUAUUCACUUGUAAGAGAUGACAUUCAGUGUAUCUAAGGUGUUACAAACUUAAGAAAAAGAAAGAGGAAUGAAUUACUGUGUGAAAGAAAUAA